AUGCAUUAAAAAGUUAUAUGAAUGCUAAAUAUAGUAAAAAUAUAAAAAAUUGAAGAGGGGUGAGUGGGUGACAGAUAUAAGUGGUAAAAACACUGUACCAAAUUUACCAAAAACAAAAAACACUGUACCAAAAGAAUGUGUUGAUGGUCUCGCCAAAAGAGGAAAAUAAAUGUCUUGGUUUAAUUGUGGUGGACCUCCUUCUCUGCACCAAAAGUGGCCAUACCGGUCGUGACCAAAGAGAGUGAAAAAAAAGAAGCAGCAGCUAAAGUGUGGUGUGACCUGUAGAGACAAAUUCUGGCUUCACAGAGAGAAAAUGAUGGCUUCAUCACAGACAAACUUACCCUCACCGUGUCCUUCUUCCUUAGCUCCUAAAACCCCAUCCAAAGACACAAAAUCCAUUGAAGAAGAAGUUUGGAACCAUAUAAAACUUGAUUCUCUUUGUAAUCGCUCCAUGGACAUGGACGCCACCCUAUCUUCCACCACCAACACCGCUUGUGCCUCAAGCAACAUGAUUCUUCACGAGUUUUUGGCUGGAUCCCUCAACAAAGACUCAUCUACAACCGUAUCCACUGCCUGCAAUCCUAUAUUGGUGGCUGAUUCUACUUUGCAAACUCAACCAACUUUGCCCAACUUCAGUUCUAGACCUGUCUUUCAGAACCAUAGUACUCAUAACUCCUCUCUUUCUUCCUUUACAACACGCUCCUCCUGUAGCAAGAAAAGGGUUCGCCAAGAUAUCUAUGUCGACCCCUCUGAUCAACGAUAUAAGCGCAUGAUGAAGAAUCGAGAAUCUGCUGUUCGGUCCAAAGCGAGAAAAAAGGCUUAUAAAAAUGCGUUGGAAAUUAAACAUGGCCGUUUAACGGAAGAGAAUUCUCGUCUGAGAAAACAAGUGGAAGAGUUGCAGCUCUGCUUGUCGUCCUCUGCUAAGCCUCCCAAAAUGGGCACUCUGUAUAGAACCUCAACAUGUCCAUUUUAAGAAUUAAGGUGUCAGCACUUGCUCGUAUGCUUUCAAGUUCGAACGUUUGAGAAUAAGAGAUUGAGGGGUUGUAAAGGGGUGUAACAAAGUGAGUUUUGGUACUCUGCAAGAUAUCUCCUUCAAGGGUCUCUUGCAAACUGAGAUCGUUGCAAGCACGUUGCUUUUUUUUACCUGUUUGUCAGGGUUGUUCCUAUUCAUAAUCUUUUUUUAAGUUGGAGUAAAUUGGAAGCUACAGUGUAACGGUAUUCUCCGAGUAUUAAUAUAUAACUGGUAUAUAUUUUCAUGGAUUAAUCAAUUAUUACCUGAUA
Messenger RNA from Gastrolobium bilobum, 1281 nucleotides. Its product is annotated as protein FD-like. Gene Ontology annotation, cellular component: nucleus. Gene Ontology annotation, molecular function: DNA-binding transcription factor activity. The transcript is spliced from 3 exons. NCBI's taxonomy places the organism in Eukaryota, Viridiplantae, Streptophyta, Magnoliopsida, Fabales, Fabaceae. The record is from RefSeq and is a predicted model, not a curated record. Bases 314 to 973 code for a protein of 219 amino acids. Gene Ontology annotation, biological process: positive regulation of DNA-templated transcription.